AUAUCCAAGUUAUGUCAAUAUAUUUCAAUGAAUUUAUUACAAAAUAAAAACAUAAUAGGAGAUUUCCAAACAAUUACAAUUUCUCACUCUUAAUUGACAUAGCGCGAAUUGGAAGAAACGUCCCAUUAUACUUGAGCUUUCCAAAUUUGCAAAUAUGUACACGUUAAAAUUUCUUCUGCUAAAUGUAGUUUUUCACCUAAGUUUUAUAAGUUUUGUAAGACUACAGAAACAGAACCCGCUGGAUAGCCUGGAUAUAAAUGACUUGAAAUUGAUCAUUGCUACACUUCCAGAUAUAUUAAAAGACGAGCAAAAGUUUGCGGAUAUAAUGAUAGAAAAAUUAAUCAAAAUAGAACCAAGUAUAGGUAGAACCAUACGUUCGUUUGAAGCACCAUACUUAGCAUCGACAAUUCAAGGAUUAAGUUCUUCUUUACAAUUUAUUGUAAUACAUGUAUCAACUGUUCUUAAAUUUUUUAUGCAAGGUGGAGGCGAUUUACUGGAUGUAGCCAAAGGGGCCAUGCUUUCGUUAGUAAAAGCUUUUUUGGGGCCAUCUAAUGUACCAACGGCUGACAAAAUAUUGACCCACUUAUUCCAAGUGAUUAGGAUCCUUUUAAGACGUGCUUAUGAAGGCUUUACUAAAUAUGUUGGUUUGGAAAUAUGAAAGUUUUAUGAAAUAUACACUUUAUAGUGGAGUCAAUGGAGUUUAUUAAUUAUGGAAAAAAUCAAACAAGAUAGAAAUUUUUAUUAUUUUAUUAAAAAAAGUAUAAUAAACAACAUAUGAAAACGUUCUACUGCAAAAGUCGGUGCUUAAUUUUUAUUAAACAAAUGAACUGCGAAAUUAGUUGUUUGUUAGAAUACCUAUGAAAAUACAAAUGUGAGAAAAAAACCUGUGAGACCUGAUCAUUGAAAAAUUAAGAAAAAAUUAAACAAAAAAAAACAUAUAAAGAAUUUUCUAAAAUUAAAUCUGCAGCUUCUAUAAUUUUUUAUUUAUAAUGCUGGAGUCACCCCUCUCACAAAUAUUGACGUACUGUAUGGCAGCGUUCGACAGAGUGCCUGGUUGACUUAGGUUUUUAAUGAAUUAAUAAAAUUAAAUUUUACAAACUGGAACCAAAAAAAGAAAUAAUCAAAAGUAAUUUUAUAGUUAUAUUACAGGGGUGGCCAAGCUCCUUGAUCGUCCGAGCCAUUUUUAAAAUUUGAAAUUUUUCGCGAGCCGCUAUUAAACAAUUAUCUAAAAGUGUAAAAAAGGUAUAACAUUUUUCUCUCGGUGUUUGGAUUUCACGAUUUUUAAAGUGAAAUAAACUGGUUCACAUCGUUGUUUCAAAUAUUCAAAUAAUUCUACAAGCAGCCUUUACUAAUUCAGGAUAAGGAUAGUUCGAUUCUUCAUCAUCCUUCCAUUUUUUUUCUGGGACGGCCUACUGAUCUUCUAUCGUCUCUCAAAAACACUGUAUUUAACACUAUGCCUUCCUCUGAUCUACCAUAUGACCUGCCCAUCUUAUCUUAGAGUUUAUAAUAUAUGUUUGACGAUGUUUUUAGUGCGUACCAUACACAGUCACCAAUUCAGCUCUGCAGCGCAUUCUCCACUCUUCUGUCAAUUAAUCUCUUUGAGGGCCAAAAAUAUCGUUCUGAGAACUUCGCUUUCAAAUACCAGCAGCUUAUUUAUUUCCUGCUGAUGUAGAGUCCAUGUAGGGCGAAUAAUUGGCUGUACAGUCGUAAUAAAUUUAGAUUCUUUUUAAAAGCUUAGGUCUUAAUAAUGACGAUAUGGAAUAUAAUGCUCUAUUCCACGCAGCUAUUCUUGCUGAGACCUCCUCUUUUUAUAUGUGCUUGUCAUCUGUGAUUACCGCCCCUAGAUAUUUAAACUCUUUUACUACUUCGAAGUUGUGGUCAUUAAUAGGUAUGUUCUGCCUAACUCUUGGUCUUGGAUUUUUGGUUACUGCAUGUAUUUCGUCUUCUCUUCAUUUAUUCGUAGGGUCAGACUACCUGUUUCUUCCUCGAGUUGUAAAAACACCUCUCUCACGUCUCUUGCAGAAUGAGCGACUGCACCUAUAUAUUCAGCAAAGGCCAACAAUAGUUUUGAUCUUGGAUUAGCAAAUCCUCCUGUCAGCUCAGAUGAUAUUUUACUUAUUACAUAUUCUAAGGCCAAAUUGAAUAGCAACAAUCAUAAGGGUUCUCCUUGUCCAAGCCCUGAUCUUACACUUAGUCUUUUAUAUUUGUUGUCAGUAAUUUAAGGCAUUUUGCAACGAAAAAAUUAAAAGUAAAUCAGGUACAUUUAUUGCGAGCCACAAAUAAUCCUUCAAAGAGCCACAUGUGGCUCGCGAGCCACAAUUUGGCCAGCCCAUAUUACAAAGAAAAAAAAUUACAGUUAGGGCGUAAAGUGGGCCUUACAAGAAUUUUGUUUAAAAAAUAUUUGAAAAUGUGUUACUAAUACAAUUUUACUUGUAAAAAUCUGAAAACACUCUUUUUGGAAUAAUUUGAGAAAAAAAAUGUAAUACAAAAACCAAAAAAUAUCAAUUAAAAAAAGUAUUUGUACACAGUCAUAAAAACUUUUUUCUGUACAACGUGCCUAAAAUACAUUUAAUAACAAGCUUAAAAAAUAAUAAAUAAAAAAAAAUUGAGUUCUUAUAGAACACUAUGUUUGCGUAACUUGCAACAUAUGGGAAACUUUUUUAUUUUACGUAAUUUUACGAAAAAGAGUUAUUCUUCAUAAAAUGCUUUGGAUGGUAUAGAAUCCAAAAUUUUGAUCAUCAGAUAUGAAAUUUUAUCAAUUUUAUACGAAUGUCAAAAAUAUGAAUUUCUCAAGAGUAAAGUACCUUUAUUUUCAUAAAAUCUAUUUUUUCUUUAUUCAUAAAAAUUUAUAAUCAGUAUAAUCAAAAACAAAACAAAAACAUUGUUGAUCAAAGUAAAAUGAUAAAUUCACCGAUAUUUUUAAAAUUAUUCACGUAUAAAACAGCUUUAAUUGUUUAAAAAAUUAAUAAACAAUAAUUAGAGACCAAAUCUGCGAUAAGAACUUUUUGUUUUAACAUAAUAUAUAUAAACUAACAAAAAGCGUUUCAGAAAAAUAUAAGCUUGUUUGAUUUUUUCCGAAACAAUGCUAGUUUUCGAUCUGAAUUGACUCCUCUAUUAAUAAAUUUUGUAACGCUUCAGACAAAAAUAAAUUUGUAUAAAAUUUGAA
Diabrotica virgifera virgifera (western corn rootworm) is the source of this 3166-nucleotide messenger RNA. RefSeq lists its product as uncharacterized. The transcript has 4 exons. The coding region runs from base 155 to 658 and encodes 167 amino acids. The record is from RefSeq and is a predicted model, not a curated record. NCBI's taxonomy places the organism in Eukaryota, Metazoa, Arthropoda, Insecta, Coleoptera, Chrysomelidae.